UUUUUCGACGCAGUUAAAAUUUUUGUUUAAAUAUUUAUAAAAUUUUUGUUUCGAGUCACGAUGCGCUACUAUCCAAAUGCUGAUGUUUGGUUCUAUGUGGACAAGCCCGGCUGCUGGGGCAAGUAUCAGAAGCAUGGGCCGCAUUUCAGUUGGAAACUGCCCAAUAAGGAGUUUACGCCCAAGUAUAUGCGCUACUGGCGGGAUAGCGAAGGCUAUAAGAUGCCCGAGAUACAGCGCAAGGACUUGUACUUUAAGGAUAUGCCCAAGGAUCGCAUACGCCCGCAAGCCUGCCUGGGCAUGCUAUACGCAACUGGAUAUCGCUUCAUCAAACUAACACGUGCCCCACCAGCGGGCUUCAAGUGUGCGCCGUUGCCUGUGAAUCUGGAAAUGGCCAAGCUGGUCAAAAAGGAUUUGGCCAAGAAGCGCAAGCAGGCCGCGGCGGCUGCGAAGAAGGCCAAAAAGGAGGCCAAGAAGGCAGCAGCUCAGGCCAAGGCUGAUGCCAAACGCCGCGAGGCACUAGGCAAACCACCGUUGCCACCACCGCCACCACCAGCGCCAAAAGAAGACUAAAUAGCAAUUUCUAAAAUUAAUGUGCAAUAUAAAAUAUAUGAAAUGUUAGAUAUG
This is a messenger RNA of Drosophila busckii, 624 nucleotides long. RefSeq lists its product as uncharacterized. Lineage: Eukaryota; Metazoa; Arthropoda; Insecta; Diptera; Drosophilidae. The transcript has a single exon. Bases 61 to 570 code for a protein of 169 amino acids. The record is from RefSeq and is a predicted model, not a curated record.